This is a messenger RNA of Megachile rotundata (alfalfa leafcutting bee), 4362 nucleotides long. It is a transcript of the gene CRMP, whose product is annotated as Collapsin Response Mediator Protein. Gene Ontology annotation, molecular function: dihydropyrimidinase activity. The record is from RefSeq and is a predicted model, not a curated record. Lineage: Eukaryota; Metazoa; Arthropoda; Insecta; Hymenoptera; Megachilidae. Gene Ontology annotation, cellular component: cytosol; cytoplasm. Gene Ontology annotation, biological process: pyrimidine nucleobase catabolic process.
CGCGCACUCACAGCGUCAGUUGCAGUCGAUUGCUCGAUUCGAUUCGAUCUUGUUCUUUUCGAUUGUAGCUUCACGAAAAUUUCGUGCAAGUGAAGAUCUUUUCGCGAACAGAAAAAUAGUGUGUUCGCGUGUCCUUGGUGUAGAACGGAUCGUGUGAUCGACAACAUCGUGUACUUUGCUUUCUGGAUAACGUAAUCUUUUAUUUGGUCCAGGAUGAGUACACCGGUAAAAAAAGUGCCCAUUCACCUGCAGAGCGCGCAAAACAGGCUGCUGAUCAAGAACGGGAAGGUCGUGAACGAUGAUGGCAUCACGGACAACGACGUCUACAUCGAGGACGGUAUCAUCAAACAAAUGGGGCGAAAUCUGAUAAUACCAGGAGGUACGAGAAUCAUCGACGCCCGUGGGAAGUACGUGAUGCCCGGUGGUAUAGAUCCGCACACCCAUUUCGAACUGGAGCUAAUGGGAGCCAAGUCGGUCGACGAUUUCUAUCAGGGGACGAAGGCAGCCGUAGCCGGUGGCACUACUAUGAUCAUCGAUUUCGUCAUUCCUAAGAAGGACGAGUCUCUGUUAGAGGCGUACGAGAGGUAUAGAGAGACUGCCGACAAGAAGGUCUGCUGCGAUUAUUCGCUCCAUGUCGCCGUUACCUCGUGGAGUCCAAAAGUCAAAGAGGAAAUGACUACGUUAGCCAGCUCGCACGGUGUCAGUAGUUUUAAAAUGUUUAUGGCCUACCAUGACUUGUUCAUGCUCCGGGACCCAGAGUUGAUCGAGGCAUUCAAGACGUGCAAGGAACUCGGCGCCGUCGCCAUGGUUCAUGCGGAAAACGGCGAUAUUAUUGCCGAGAACACGAAACGAUUGCUCGAGGCAGGAGUUACAGGGCCGGAGGGUCACGAAAUGUCGCGUCCCGAAGAAGUGGAGGCGGAGGCUGUGUACAGAGCCUCUGUCAUAGCCAGCCAGGUGAAUUGUCCACUGUAUGUAGUGCAUGUGAUGAGUCGUAGUGCCGCAGAGGCGGUGCAGAUCGCUCGUAAGCGUGGCAUUUGCGUCUUCGGCGAGACCUUGGUGGCUACAAUUGGCACAGAUGGUACCAACUACGCUCACAAAUGCUGGAGACACGCUGCGGCAUAUGUUAUGAGUCCACCCUUAAGGCCAGACCCAGAUACACCUGAUGUGAUCCUGAAUAUGUUGGCCACGGAUGAUCUCCAAGUAGUGGGAAGCGACAACUGUACCUUCAACGCAGACCAAAAGGCCUUAGGCAAAGACGACUUCUCGAAGAUCCCGAACGGCGUGAAUGGCGUCGAGGAUAGAAUGUCGGUCCUGUGGGAGAAAGGUGUUCACGCGGGUAUAAUGGACCCUACAAGGUUCGUGGCAGUGACCAGUACCAACGCAGCCAGGAUCUUCAACUUGUACCCGAGAAAGGGAGUAAUCGCUAUUGGGUCAGACGCUGAUAUAGUCGUCUGGGACCCCAACAGGAAGCGUACGAUUUCCGCCCAGACUCACGCUCAGGCCGUUGACUUCAACAUCUUCGAGGGCAUGGAAGUUCACGGAGUACCAGAAUACGUCAUAGUCGAAGGACGAGUCUGCGUAGACGAGUGCGAACUGAAGGUCGUCCACGGUUUUGGAAAGUUCAUCGAAACGCCUUGCAACGCUGAAUACGUAUACGGCAUGAUCGAGGACAGAGAAAAGAGACCACGCGGUGUGGCACGAACCGAAGCAGAGGCGAAGAAGUACGCCGAAGAGGAUGCCGCUAUCGCGAAAGCGAAACAGGAGGCAAGAGCUGCUGCCCUUGCCAAGAGUCAUCAGACGAAUGGCACAUACGAGAGCCCGAAACCGAAAGUCAAGAUGCCUGAUUGUUUGCCGACGUUACCUGAUUCCGCGGUGGUUACGCCAUCGUCGAAAGGUCCACGACUGGAAGGACAGAGAAAUUUACAAGAUUCCACUUUCUCUAUUAGCGAGGACGUAGAAGAAGCAAGAAGAGCUUGCAUCCGCGUGAACAAUCCACCAGGCGGUCGCAGUGCGGGAGGUUUUUGGUAAUUUAUUAUGAACGAAAGAAUCAAGGUCCGCUUUGCAUAUAAUUUUCUUUCGAGAGAAAGGUGAAUUGACUUACCUAACUCUCACCUUCCUCCCAUUCGCGUACACAUUAAUAUCUACAUCUUGUCUCUCGUUUUUCCAUGAGAACGCUAUCAGACAGCUUUCAGGUUCGCUAAUCACUCGCGAAAAUGUUUCCUUGUUUAUCAAUUUAAUAUUCCCAUCGAUCAAGGUCUGUCCCAUCAAAGGAGGAAUCGGGAACCACGGGUCAGUAGAGUGUACGUUCGUAUUCUCACGUGUAUCACACCAUUUUUCGCUUCAUUAUCGCUUCAUUGCCGCUCUCUGUGUACCGUACGCUUCAAUUCUUUGACCUUGGACCGUUCGUUAAGGAUUCUACGCCUGUUCGACGAAUAGUUUCAUUCUGUGCAAUAGUGUUGUAUUUCUUCUCCGAUGAAACGUUUGUGUUUUAACGAUUAAUCGUCGUAUGCGAAUUUACGUUCUGUUUGUACCAUACGUUGUUCCAUUGUUUUAGACGAGUUAACCGAUGUUACAGAAUGGUUUAAGCGUGGGAUGUCCCUCGCGGUUAUGACGCUUUGUAUGUUUGUUUAAGUUUCAGCAAGAUCGUUGCGAAUACGAGACCCGGACGCGAGAGAUAUAUUUCUGUUUCUCAAAAAUGUUUUCAUGUGGAUUUAUAAGAAAGAUGUUUGCAGAACCGCCCCUGGAGUUUGUUUUGUUAUACCUUAUUUUAGAAAUUAUUAUGACGUUAUACUACGCAAGUUUCGUUACACAUUUGUACAUCUUUAAAUUUCUCAAUUUGACAGAACGUUAAAAAGUUUAAACAUUUCCCGCCAAAACUCCAAGGGCAGUGCUGCGUCUCUGACAAAUCUGUUAACGACAAACCAAGGUCAAGCUUACGAGCAAAUUAUAUUUAUUGCAUAAACAUAUUACUCUACUAUUCGAAAUCGUUUGUACACGAUAUCAAGUACCUUACGAAGUAUUUAAUGAUCGUGUUUAUUAACAGAACACGAUUUAAUGGAACACAUUAUUUGCAUCUCGAUAAUAGGUUGUACAUUACAUUGUUGAUCAGUUGAUUGUUGUAAACUUUGGUUUUUAUGUUUCGUAAACGAUCAUUUACAUAACGCCGGUAUAGAAGCGAACCAUCGCCAUCAUCAUCAUCGCCAGUUUCAUCAACGACUUCACGCGAUGACGUAAAUAUUACAUGGUCGGUGUACAUAUUACGUGCGGAAGCCGUUUCGUUCUCAUUUAAUCAAGGCUUCUCUGGCAUGCAACUGUCUCAUGGGUAUAAUAACAUUAUAUCACGUUUUUAUACAUUAGCUGUAAAACCGACACGGGACAUCGUUACUUUAAGUUUAAGUUUAAGAAACAGACCCAUGAUGUUAUGUACGUUUCACGUUGCAUUAUAUGUUACAUAUAUAGAACUUUAUCGCGUUGAAUGCCGUAGAGGUCAUCGGUAAUUACAGUGCAAAUUGAUAAUUAAAAGUUGACUAAAAUUCUUGAGGAUUUUUCAAACUUCACUGCAUUCAACGCGUUAAUAAUAACAGAUAUAUUAUACGUUUUUGACCAUUGUAGAAACAUGGUUCAGUUGUACCGUGUUAAUUGUAAUGAGUUAAUUGUAAAUAUUAAUGUAUCUUAAGUUUAACGAUUCGAGCCAGUCGAACUCUUUGUUUUGCAGAAAAUUAGGGCGUUGAAGUGAUAUACAUGAAUUAAUAUACAGAGGCUCACGAAAUUUAAAUAACAAUAUAAUAAUUACUCGCAAAUUUGAAUUCGUGACUCAAUAUAAGUUCGCUCAUGUUUGUAUAUUUUACAUAAAUAUCUCCGUUAAUUGUCUCAAACGAGUAAUUAUUAUAUUUUUUAUAAUACACAUGACGUGAGCCGAUACGUACCGCUCAAUUACCACAGAAAUUCUGUGAAUCGGAACAAAGUGCUAAUAAACGAAGGAAAAUUAGACAAACUUUUUGGAUCUUUUUGUAUCGGUAGAAUUUUCGCGAUACUAGAAUAGUUCGAUAAAGUGAUCUUCAAAUUCAGUCAAAUUGAAUAACGUUUUAUUUCGGACUUUAAGAUUUCGAAUCGAGUGUUGUUCGACAAGUGUUCGAUUGAAGUAUUGCAAGAUUUAAAAGAAUCGGUUAAAUGACCGAUAGCUUGUACCAAUAUUAACUUACAUUACGCACAAUUCUUAAAUAGACCAAGAUAAGCUGCUAAAACCAUACAUUAGCGGUUAUGGGAAAGAGAACGUUAAUGUGAUGCAUUUAAGAAGAACGCACAUGUUGUUACAAAAUUUCACGCGUAAGAUUACAGAGAAAGAUCAAGCUAUAUUACAUU